Passer montanus (Eurasian tree sparrow) is the source of this 296-nucleotide messenger RNA. RefSeq names its product ryanodine receptor 1-like. Gene Ontology annotation, molecular function: ryanodine-sensitive calcium-release channel activity. Gene Ontology annotation, biological process: calcium ion transport. The annotation marks the transcript as partial. The record is from RefSeq and is a predicted model, not a curated record. NCBI's taxonomy places the organism in Eukaryota, Metazoa, Chordata, Aves, Passeriformes, Passeridae. The transcript has a single exon. Gene Ontology annotation, cellular component: sarcolemma; sarcoplasmic reticulum membrane; calcium channel complex.
GGUGGAGGAGCUGUGUCCUGACCUGCCGGACCUGGAGCGGCUCAUGGGUGACAUCGGCGGCCUGGCGGACUCGGGGGCGCGCUACACGGAGAUGCCACACGUCAUCGAGGUGACGCUGCCCAUGCUGUGCCACUACCUGCCCCGCUGGUGGGAGCGCGGCCCCGACGCCGCCCCCCAGGGCCCCUGGGCCACCGACGUCACCGGCCACCACCUCAACGCCCUGCUGGGCCACAUCCUGCGCAUCGUGGUCAACAACCUGGGCAUCGACGAGGCCUCCUGGAUGAAGAGGCUGGCGG